Drosophila elegans is the source of this 11080-nucleotide messenger RNA. RefSeq names its product trithorax group protein osa (gene osa). Gene Ontology annotation, molecular function: nucleosome binding; DNA binding. The transcript has 16 exons. Lineage: Eukaryota; Metazoa; Arthropoda; Insecta; Diptera; Drosophilidae. Gene Ontology annotation, biological process: chromatin remodeling; regulation of transcription by RNA polymerase II; positive regulation of DNA-templated transcription. The record is from RefSeq and is a predicted model, not a curated record. Bases 848 to 9073 code for a protein of 2741 amino acids. Gene Ontology annotation, cellular component: brahma complex; nBAF complex; SWI/SNF complex.
CAAAGCCCCUCAAAAAUAUAUAGAGUUUUAGCCAACAACAAUCUGCCGCCGGACUUUCGCCCGAGGGCGAGUGAAAAAUUCAGUUUCUCUCUUCUCGAUGCACUUGGAGGCUGUUUGUGUGUGUUCGUGCGUGUGUAUACAUAUGCAAAUGAUUGGAUGUCGGAUCCUUGCAUCAUCAUCAUCAUCAACACUGCGAAAAACCGCAGAAAACGCUAAAAAAAAAAGCCUCCCAAGACGGCGGCGGCAAAGUGUGAACGCGCAACAAACACGGCCAGGCAGGCGGCAAUUAUUUAUAAACCCCAGCGUUCGGCCCCUCCAAAAGUUAAACAAUUGCAGCAUCUGAGAAAUAUAUAUGAAUUGUGAGAUGCCCCUUGGCCAUUCCAGUGCUGUGUAAACGCGAAAAAUCGGCAUAGAAAAUAAUUACGAAAAAAUCAUUACUGUGCUGCCCGUUUCAUUCGUUUCACACAGAAACUAAUAAAGCGAGAGAGCGAACGAGAGCGACAUAUGCAUGUUGCCUGGCUAACGAGCAAGUGCAAGUGGGACGGAAAGGGAUACGGCGUGUGCGUGUAUAGCCGCCAAAUGUGAAAAGAGAGAGAGAGAGAGCGCGCCAGCGAGAGCGAGUGACUGCGCUCAAGCUACGAGAGCGGCAGCAGCAGGGUUGUCAACGCACUGCGAUUUGCCCACCGUACACGGCGGAAAAUAAAAGCUAACAUAACCUCAAACUCGCCGCUGCAGUCGUCGUCAUCAUCAGCGUCAGCGUUGUUGUUGUUGGUGGUUACCGGUGCUCCAUCAGUAGCCGCCACAAACCUGGAAGAUCGGGAGCACAGCCAGCAGCCGAUGAGCAGCCAUGAAUGAGAAAAUAAAGUCGCCGCAAACGCAGCAGCAGCAGGGUGGGGGAGCUCCUGCUCCCGCUGCCACGCCCCCAUCGGCAGGAGCGACUCCUGGUGGUGCCACGCCGCCCACAUCGGGCCCUCCCACGCCCAACAACAACAGCAACAACGGCAGUGAUCCUGGCAUCCAGCAACAACAAAAUGUUGCCCCACAUCCAUAUGGCGGACCACCGCCCCCAGGAUCCGCCCCUGGAGGACCACCAGGACCGGAUCCCGCUGCAGUCAUGCACUAUCACCAUCUGCACCAACAGCAGCAGCAUCCGCCACCACCCCACAUGCAGCAGCAGCACCACGGCGGACCGGCACCGCCACCGCCCGGAGGAGCACCUGAGCAUGCGCCCGGCGUCAAGGAGGAGUACGCCCACCUGCCGCCGCCGCAUCCUCAUCCGGCGUACGGUCGCUACCACGCCGAUCCCAACAUGGAUCCAUAUCGCUAUGGCCAACCGCUGCCAGGUGGCAAGCCUCCGCAGCAGCAACAGCCUCAUCCGCAACAGCAACCGCCGCAGCAGCAACAACAACCUGGGCCAGGCGGUUCACCCAAUCGCCCGCCGCAGCAGCGCUACAUACCCGGACAACCGCCGCAGGGACCCACGCCCACGCUGAACUCCCUGCUGCAGUCCUCUAAUCCGCCGCCACCGCCGCAGCACCGCUACACCAACACCUACGAUCCCCAACAGGCGGCCGCAGCAGCGGCGGCGGCGGCUCAGCAGCAACAGGCUGGCGGACCACCGCCUCCAGGGCACGGACCGCCGCCUCCACAGCAUCAGCCAACGCCGUACGGGGCGCAACAAGGUGGCUGGGCACCGCCUCCGAGGCCCUACAGUCCGCAGCUGGGACCGUCGCAGCAGUACAGGACACCUCCACCGACAAACACUUCCAGGGGUCAGUCACCCUAUCCGCCAGCUCACGGUCAAAAUUCAGGUUCCUAUCCUAGUUCGCCGCAGCAGCAACAACAGCAACAGCAGCAGCAACAACAACAGCAGCAGCAGCAACAACAGGCGGGACAGCAGCCCGGCGGUCCUGUGCCGGGCGGACCACCGCCAGGCGCUGGGCAACAGCCGCCGCAGCAAAACACACCGCCAACAUCUCAAUAUUCGCCGUACCCGCAACGCUAUCCGACACCGCCGGGUUUGCCGGCGAGCGGACCCAACCAUCGAACUGCCUACUCGACGCACCAGUAUCCCGAACCAAAUCGACCUUGGCCAGGCGGUUCUUCGCCCAGUCCCGGUCCUGGACAUCCUUUGCCGCCCGCCUCACCGCACCACGUACCGCCACUGCAGCAGCAGCCGCCACCCCCGCCGCACGUCACCGCCGGCGGACCGCCGCCGAGCAGCAGUCCCGGCCAUGCGCCCAGUCCAUCGCCACAGCCAUCGCAGGCGUCGCCCUCGCCGCACCAGGAGCUAAUUGGACAGAACAGCAACGACAGCUCCAGCGGUGGGGCGCACAGUGGCAUGGGCUCUGGUCCACCAGGCACUCCCAAUCCCCAGCAGGUGAUGCGACCCACACCCUCGCCCACCGGCUCCUCCGGUUCGCGUUCCAUGUCCCCGGCAGUGGCCCAAAACCAUCCAAUCUCGCGUCCGGCGAGCAAUCAGUCAAGCAGCGGCGGACCAAUGCAACAGCCGCCGGUUGGGGCGGGAGGUCCACCGCCGAUGCCACCGCAUCCGGGAAUGCCAGGAGGCCCGCCCCAGCCGCAGCAGCAAUCUCAGCAGCAACAGGCAUCGAAUUCGGCCUCGUCGGCGAGCAACUCGCCGCAGCAGACGCCGCCACCGGCACCGCCGCCCAACCAGGGCGUCAACAACAUGGCCACGCCCCCACCACCUCCACAGGGGGCGGGCGGAGGGUACCCGAUGCCGCCGCACAUGCACGGCGGCUACAAGAUGGGCGGUCCAGGCCAGGCACCCGGUGCCCAGGGAUAUCCGCCGCAGCAGCCACAGCAAUAUCCACCAGGCAAUUACCCGCCACGCCCACAGUAUCCCCCUGGCGCUUACGCCACCGGACCACCACCACCCCCCACAAGUCAAGCGGGAGCAGGCGGAGCCAACAGCAUGCCCUCGGGAGCCCAGGCCGGCGGCUAUCCGGGUCGGGCCAUGCCCAACCACACUGGCCAAUAUCCGCAGUAUCAGUGGGUGCCGCCGUCGCUACAGCAAGCGGGACCCGGUGGAGCACCCGGUGGCGCGAUGGUCGGCAAUCAUGUGCAGGGCAAGGGCACACCGCCACCGCCGAUUGUGGGUGGACCACCGCCACCGCAGGGCAGUGGGUCACCGCGACCUCUGAACUAUCUGAAGCAGCAUUUACAGCACAAGGGCGGCUACGGAGGAAGUCCAACGCCGCCGCAGGGGCCACAGGGAUACGGCAACGGACCGACCGCAAUGCAUCCGGGCAUGCCGAUGGGGCCACCCCACCACAUGGGACCUCCGCACGGACCCACCAGCAUGGGCCCGCCCACCAGCACACCGCCGCAGUCACAGAUGCUGCAGGGCGGACAGCCGCAGGGGCAGGGACAGGGACCCGUUGCGGGACCGGAAAGUGGAGGCCCGGAGCAUAUAUCGCAGGACAAUGGGAUCAGCUCUUCGGGGCCGACGGGAGCCGCGGGCAUGCAUGCAGUCACCGCGGUGGUCACCACCGGACCGGAUGGCGCGCCCAUGGACGACGUCAGUCAGCAGAGCACGCUCUCGAAUGCAUCAGCGGCAUCCGGCGAAGAUCCACAAUGCACCACACCAAAGUCGCGCAAGAAUGAUCCCUAUAGCCAAAGUCACCUAGCCCCGCCGAGUACGUCGCCCCAUCCGGUCGUAAUGCACCCAGGCGGCGGUGGCCCUGGCGAGGAGUACGACAUGAGCUCGCCACCCAAUUGGCCACGUCCGACUGGAAGCCCGCAGGUGUUUAACCAUGUUCCGGUGCCGCAGGAGCCCUUCCGCAGCACCAUCACCACGACCAAGAAGUCGGACUCACUGUGCAAGCUGUACGAGAUGGACGACAAUCCGGAGCGGCGCGGCUGGCUGGACAAGCUGCGGUCGUUCAUGGAGGAACGGCGCACUCCGAUCACCGCCUGCCCCACCAUCUCAAAACAGCCACUCGAUUUAUAUAGGUUAUAUAUUUAUGUAAAAGAACGUGGCGGAUUCGUCGAGGUAUGCAAGGUGACCAAAAGCAAGACCUGGAAGGACAUUGCCGGACUGCUAGGCAUUGGCGCGAGUAGCAGUGCGGCGUACACGCUGCGGAAGCACUACACCAAGAACCUGCUGACCUUCGAGUGCCACUUUGACCGAGGUGACAUCGAUCCCCUGCCCAUUAUCCAGCAGGUGGAGGCGGGCAGCAAGAAAAAGACGGCCAAGGCUGCUUCGGUUCCUUCGCCAGGUGGUGGACAUUUGGAUGCUGGAACCACGAAUUCCACAGGCUCGUCGAACUCGCAGGAUUCGUUCCCGGCCCCGCCAGGCUCCGCCCCGAACGCGGCCAUCGACGGCUACCCCGGCUAUCCGGGCGGCAGUCCGUAUCCGGGAGCCAGCGGACCGCAGCCGGACUAUGCGGCUGCGGGCCAGAUGCAGCGGCCGCCCUCUCAGAACAACCCGCAGACUCCUCAUCCCGGCGCCGCCGCCGCUGUUGCCGCCGGCGAUAAUAUAAGCGUGAGCAAUCCCUUCGAGGAUCCCAUUGCUGCCGGUGGUCCGGGCUCGAGCUCGGGAGGUGGGCCAGGACCAGGACCAGGUGGUGCUGGUCCCGGUGGUGCUGGAGCUGUUGCUGCUGUGGGCGGCGGUGGCCCACAACCACAUCCACCGCCCCCACAUUCACCGGCGGCCAGUCAACAGCAGCAGCAGCAUCCACAGCACCCACAGCACCACGGUCUGUCCGGGCCACCACCGCCACAGCAGCAACAGCAGCAGCCGGGGCAGCAGCCACCACUACCACUACCAGCCGUGGGCGGUGGUCCACCACCAGCACCACAGCAACAUGGGCCUGGUCAGGUGCCGGUGUCGCCGUCGCCUCAGCAGCAUGUGCGCCCAGCCGCCGGAGCACCUUAUCCGCCGGGUGGCUCCGGCUACCCAACGCCUGUGUCUAGAACGCCAGGCUCACCCUAUCCAUCACAGCCCGGGGCUUACGGACAGUACGGCUCGAGCGAUCAGUACAACGCCACAGGGCCGCCCGGCCAGCCAUUCGGACAGGGUCCAGGACAAUAUCCGCCCCAGAGCCGCAACAUGUACCCUCCCUACGGGCCGGAGGGGGAAGCUCCUCCAACCGGUGCCAAUCAGUACGGUCCCUAUGGCAACCGACCAUACAGCCAGCCACCGCCGGGCGGACCUCAGCCGCCGGCGCAGACGGUUGCGGGUGGACCGCCGGCCAGCGGAGCUCCAGGAGCACCACCCAGCAGCGCCUAUCCGACGGGUAGGCCCACCCAGCAGGACUAUUAUCAACCACCACCAGAUCAAAGUCCACAGCCACGUCGGCAUCCCGAUUUCAUCAAAGACUCACAGCCCUAUCCAGGAUACAAUGCUAGGCCUCAAAUUUAUGGUGCUUGGCAAGGCGGUACCCAGCAGUAUCGGCCUCAAUAUCCAACCUCGCCUGCCCCGCAAAGCUGGGGAAGUGCUCCGCCUCGCGGUGCAGCACCUCCGCCAGGCGCACCACACGGCCCGCCACUGCAGCAGCCGCCCGGAGUGGGCCAGUGGGAUCAGCACCGCUAUCCGCCACAGCAGGGUCCGCCGCCGCCUCCUCAGCAGCAGCAGCAGCCACAGCAGCAGCAGCAGCAACCGCCGUACCAGCAGGUGGCCGGACCCCCUGGACAACAGCCGCCACAGGCGCCGCCACAGUGGGCCCAGAUGAACGCUGGUCAGGCGGCGCAGCCAGGAAUAGCGCCACCCGGAUCGCCACUGCGUCCGCCCUCCGGACCAGGACAACAGCAGAGGAUGCCCGGAAUGCCGCCGCAGCAGCAACAGUCACAGCAACAGGGCGGAGUCCAGCAACCACCGCCACAACAGGCUACUCAUGGUGGCGUUCCCUCGCCGGGACCGGGUGGAAUGGUGAAGCCACCGUACGCCAUGCCCCCGCCACCAUCUCAGGGUGUGGGUCAGCAAGUGGGUCAGGUGCCACCCAGCGGCAUGAUGGUUCAGAAACAGCCGCCGAUGCCGGGCCAGGUAAUGCAGCAACAGCCACUGCAGCAGCAGCCUCCGCCGCAUCAACAUCCGCAUCCUCACCAGCAUCCGCAGCAUCCGCAGCACCCGCAUCCGCAUCAGAUGCCGCCCAGUCAGACGGCACCGGGCGGUGGCUACGGUCCGCCCGGAAUGCCUGGUGGCGGUGGCCAGCUGGUGAAGAAGGAGUUGAUCUUUCCGCACGACAGCGUGGAGUCCACCACGCCGGUGCUGUAUCGAAGGAAGCGGCUCACCAAGGCCGAUGUGUGCCCCGUGGAUCCGUGGCGGAUAUUUAUGGCCAUGCGAUCCGGUCUGCUGACCGAAUGCACCUGGGCGCUGGAUGUGCUUAACGUGCUAUUGUUCGACGAUUCUACGGUGCAGUUCUUUGGCAUUUCGAAUCUGCCUGGCCUGCUGACUCUUCUGCUAGAGCACUUCCAGAAGAAUCUCGCCGAGAUGUUCGACGACCGGGAGAACGAGGAGCAAGCCUCGAUGCUGGCUGAGGAAGGGGCAGAUGACGAUGCCGACAGCGGCACUGUGAUGUGCGAGAAGUUACGGACCAGCGGACGACAGUCGCGUUGUGUGCACAGCAUCAGCAGCUACAACCGCAGGCGGCACUAUGAGAACAUGGACCGCAGCGGAAAGGGCGGCGCCAGCAACGGCAGCGAUUCAGAAGAUGCCGACGAGGGAAUUGAUCUGGGCCAGGUGCGUGUGCAACCCAAUCCCGAGGAGCGCUCGCUACUGCUCUCCUUCACGCCCAAUUACACGAUGGUCACGAGAAAGGGAGUGCCAGUGCGCAUCCAGGCCGCCGAUCACGACAUCUUUGUGGACGAGCGCCAGAAGGCGUGGGACAUAGACACGAACCGCCUGUACGAACAGCUGGAGCCCGUGGGCAGCGAUGCCUGGACGUACGGAUUCACCGAGCCAGAUCCCCUCGACGGCAUCAUAGACGUCUUCAAAUCGGAGAUUGUUAACAUUCCAUUUGCACGUUUCGUCCGCUCCGACAAGAAGGGAAAAACGCGGACAGAAGUGGCGAGCACGGCCAGGAAGGCGGAGAUAAAGCUGGAGGAGAACAGCUCGGAGGAGCCGGCUUUCAACAAGAAGAGGCGACUGGUCAGCGGCGGCAGCAGCAGCAGUGGAGCCCCCGCCGAGGGCAAGAAGUCGAAGCUGACGAGUGAGGAAUUUGCCCAGCCAAACGUUGAUGUGAAGAAGGAGCCGGGCUCGGCGGACAGCGAUUGUCGCCCCGUCGACAUGGAUAUCGAAGCACCGCAGCAAAGGUUGACUAAUGGCCUUGCAGCCUGCCCAGCCUCAACUCCCGCCGUCUUCGAUCCCCGGACAACGGCCAAAGAUGUGGCGCAGGUGCUGCAGCGGAGGCGUGACUCAAGCUUUGAGGACGAGUGCUACACCAGGGACGAGGCGUCGCUGCACCUGGUCAACGAGAGCCAAGACUCGUUGGCGCGGCGCUGCAUCGCCCUUUCCAACAUCUUCCGCAACCUGACCUUCGUGCCCGGCAACGAGACGGUGCUGGCCAAGUCCACCAGGUUCUUGGCGGUGCUGGGACGACUGCUUCUGCUGAACCACGAGCACCUGAGGCGCACGCCGAAGACACGUAACUACGACCGUGAGGAGGACACGGACUUCAGUGACUCGUGCAGCUCGCUGCAAGGGGAGCGCGAGUGGUGGUGGGACUACCUAAUCACCAUUCGGGAGAACAUGCUGGUCGCCAUGGCCAACAUAGCCGGGCACUUGGAGCUCUCGCGCUACGACGAGCUCAUUGCCCGCCCCCUGAUCGACGGACUGCUGCACUGGGCCGUGUGUCCGAGUGCCCAUGGCCAGGAUCCGUUCCCGUCGUGCGGACCCAAUACGGCGCUCUCGCCGCAGCGCCUGGCCCUUGAGGCGCUCUGCAAGCUGUGCGUGACGGAUGCCAACGUCGACCUGGUCAUUGCCACUCCCCCGUUCUCGCGACUGGAGAAGCUCUGCGCCGUGCUCACCCGGCAUCUGUGCCGCAACGAGGACCAGGUGCUGCGCGAGUUCUCCGUGAACCUGCUGCACUACUUGGCCGCCGCCGAUAGCGCCAUGGCUCGCACUGUGGCGCUGCAGUCGCCGUGCAUCUCCUAUCUGGUGGCCUUCAUCGAACAGGCCGAACAGACGGCGCUGGGUGUGGCGAACCAGCAUGGGAUCAACUACCUGCGCGAGAAUCCCGACUCGAUGGGCACCAGCCUGGACAUGCUGCGGCGAGCAGCCGGAACGCUGCUCCAUCUGGCCAAGCACCCGGACAACCGGUCGCUGUUCAUGCAACAGGAGCAGCGGCUGCUCGGCCUGGUCAUGUCGCACAUCCUGGACCAGCAGGUGGCUCUGAUAAUUUCGCGGGUGCUUUACCAAGUGUCGCGCGGAACCGGGCCCAUACACUCGGUGGAGUUCCGCCUGCUGCAGCAGCGCCAGCAGCAACAACUGCGUCCCGGCGCGGUGGAGAAACAAGCUGUCAGUUCGGGAGCAAGUGCUUCAGUGAAAGCGGAAUCGUCGGCAUCAGCGGAAACGAGUUCCGUUGAAGCGAAGCCGGCAUCAGCAGCCACGAACGCAGUGGUAAACGAUGAGAGCAGCAACAGCAGCCAGCAGUUGCCGCCGGCAGCGACAUUCAACGAUGUGAGCAACAGCAGCACCAACAGCAACAGCUGCGGCACAGUCAGCAGCAACCAGACGAACAACAGCACCACCAACAGCAGUCACAGCAGCAGUGCGAUUAGCAGCCAAUCUGCGUUGGCAGUAGCCACAUCAGCAGCGGCGUCAGCGGCAUCAGCAGGUGCAGCAUCCGCAACAUCAGCAGCAGCAGCUGUAGUAGCAGCAGCAGCAAUGGCCAGUGAUCAGCAGCAGGUGAGCAAGGCGGCUGCAGCGGUGGCGGCCGCUGCGGCCCUGAGCAAUGCCAGUGCAGCGGCAGCAGCAGCUGCGGCGGCGGCAGCGGCUUCCGUUGUCCCGCCCACCACGUCCUCGACGAGUGUGUCCGCCGGAGCGGCGGUGGCCCAACCAGCGGCGGCACCGCCGCCAACCAAUGCAGGAACAACGACAGCCGUUGCGUAGUAUACGACAAUGAUGCCAGCGUCCUACUACUGGCCACGUACCCCCCGAGGGGCAGUCGACUGAGCUGGAGUUGGAUGGAGUAACAGCGCGCCGAGGAGCGGCUCCGAGGCGCACGGGCAGCAGAUGAUCCCUAAACCGAUGUAGAGGAGGCAUGUAAAUUUACUUAAUUGGCGCCGACAGGGAAGAAGGCCGUGUCCGAGCUCCGAGGAUACGUAUAGGGGAACUCAGCAGCAGGUGGAUUGGCUCCAACUAUCCAUCACUGUAACAGUCAAUACAAUAACAACUGUAUAUUUUUUCACUCAAAUCUAAAAAUAGUAAAUAUUAUAACUAAACACUAAGCAUUAAGCAAUUACAGCAGCAAAUUAAUGAUAAUAUGAAACGGAAACGAAAUCGUAAACGUAAACUGUUCACGGCGAAAACUAGAAUAGUUUAACUGAUACAGACCGAUCGAUCGAUCCGAGCUGAUCCGAUCCGAUCCGAUCGGGGAUUAUUAUUGAGACGAACAUAACGCGGAAGAUAGCGAUGGGGAGAGCGAAAUUCAAGCACACAGCAUACUUAUUGUAUUAAAUUUAAUAAAAAUGAAGGGACGAGAAAAGAGGAGUAACUAACACAUACAUAUGCAUACGCACGCUAUGGUUUAUCGUAUAUUAAAUAUAUAUAUAUAUAAAUAAAUGCAUAAAUUAACAUUUAACAACAUGAGAAUGAAUUGUGUAUGUAAAAGGGAUGAAUGCAUACAUACGUACAUAUAGACAUCGAUAUAUAAAUAUAUAGAGAAUAGUUUUUAAAUUCUACAACUUACUAAUACCUACAUAUUACCACAAUGUGCAGCAUAGGAACUCGUAAACUGAACAAACUGAGCAGCAAAAAAGCAUAAGGAAAUAUUAAACCCAACCAAUCCACUGUGCGACCCCAGAAUAUGCCCAAUUGUAUUGCAGUUUAAUGGAUUUAUUGUGGACUAGGGCAACGCAGAGAAAUGAAGAAUGUGAGGUGAUUAAAACAAUUGUACAUACUUAACUAUUAUGUAAAUUUCACUGUAUUUUUGUUUUUUUUACGCAAUGUUACAAGGCACAUGUAAGUGGCAGCACUGCAUUUCGUAUUAUGUUUAUGUGUAUGUUGUGUGGAUGGUCUGCGAAAAUUCCAAUUUCUUAGUUUUAAUCGCGUAACUCGAAAGCGAAUCGAAACAAAAUAAGGAAAAACAAACAAACCGACAAAUGAAGGCAAACAAACAAUUUAAAUUAAAAUCAAAUUAGGUGAUAUAAAUAUACAUAACAUAUACAUACAUAUAUUGCAUAUAUAAAAAAAUUGAAAAAGAUGAAAAAUGGAACACCAUAAUGCUGUAAUUUUUAUGUUAACUGUAUUAUUUGCUGGAAGUGCUGCUGCUUCAUUUUAUUUUAUAUUGAACUUACUUAAGGCGUAAAUGACAAGAUAAAUAAUUAGGUUUUUAUCUUAAUCUUAAUUUAAAAUAUUAAAUAAAUAACACCAAGAAAACAAAACAAAACACAACCAUAAAAUGCUAUAAAACACAAAGCAAAGCAAAGCAAAUCGAACUAAAGCUGUAGAGAAGCACGCAAAAACGACUAACAACACACCCAUACCCAAAAAGCUUGGCGUUAGGAAAGGAAACCAAUAAACCAUUAAAGCAAAACCAUAUAUAUAUGGGUGGGUGCACCAAUUUGUAUACUAAACUUUCUCACAUAUAACUAAAGUGCUACAUAAGAGAACGAACAUGAACUGUCGAUCUCCCGAUUCUAGCCUCUAGUUCUAGUAAUCCUCCCAUACUCCGGGGCGAUUGCCUAGUUCUAGAGGAACUACAAGAGAUUGAGAGAUAAUAGGAAAGUGCUGCUGUUGAUACGUGUAUUCGUGUAGUUGUUUGCAAACAAAUAUUAUAACUCAGCAUCUCGAUAUAUAACGUGUAGUUAUUAGUCUAUAAUUUGCUAGGAUGUAAAUGUAUGUCCCUCAAACUUAAUUUAAUUAUUUAAUUAAUAUACAUACAUAUAUGAUAUACAA